AAAUUCUCCCAGCAGAUGUGUUUGCAGUAGACUAUUUAGCAAAGGUUUAGGGUUUACGUCGCGGUCAAGACUUCUGUCUUUGCCGCUAGGAAGUUGAUUCCCUGCCACUGUGUCCUGUCCUGCUCGGCGACACAUCAGCGCUAGCUACAAGGCGUGAAAUUGAAGUGUACCACCUGAAGCAGAACACAGAGACUGUGAGUGGGUCAUCAGGCAGUCUCCUUAUGUCAGGCCGAAACGGGUCUGCUAGUGAUGCAGACUGCCGGAUCUCUGAGGACUCCCCUGUCCCAGAUGUUGAGCUGAUGGAGCUGGGGCCGCUGCUGGAGGAGGGAGGGGGACGGCAGGCGGCAGCGCCUAAAGGCGUCCACCCAGAGGGAGCCACGAUGCUUGCCAGUGAAGAGGAGGAGGAUGAUGAGGUGGGGGAGGUUCUGACUCUACCACUCCAGGCUCACCACGCCAUGGAGAAGAUGGAGGAGUUUGUGCACAAGGUUUGGGAGGGGCGCUGGAGGGUCAUCCCGUUUCACGUCCUGCCAGAGUGGCUGAAGGACAAUGAUUACCUCCUGCACGGACACCGGCCUCCUAUGCCCUCCUUCAGGGCCUGUUUUGGAAGCAUCUUCAGAAUUCACACUGAGACAGGAAACAUCUGGACUCACCUGUUAGGGUUGAUCUUGUUCCUGUGUCUGGGCACGCUAACAAUGCUGCGGCCCAACAUGUAUUUUAUGGCCCCGCUGCAAGAGAAAGUCGUGUUUGGGAUGUUCUUCCUGGGAGCCGUGCUCUGCCUCAGCUUCUCCUGGCUUUUUCAUACUGUCUACUGCCACUCUGAAAAAGUGUCUCGCACCUUCUCCAAGCUUGACUACUCUGGCAUCGCCCUCCUAAUCAUGGGCUCCUUUGUGCCCUGGCUGUACUACUCCUUCUAUUGCUCCCCUCAACCUCGACUUAUCUACCUCACCAUUGUGUGUGUCCUCGGCAUUGCCGCCAUCAUUGUUGCCCAGUGGGACCGUUUCUCUACGCCUCGUCACAGACCCACAAGAGCAGGCGUGUUCAUGGGUCUUGGACUGAGUGGCAUUGUCCCCACCAUGCACUUCACCAUUGAGGAGGGCUUUGUUAAGGCCACCACAGUCGGACAGAUGGGUUGGUUCUACCUGAUGGGCGCCAUGUAUAUCACUGGUGCUGGUCUGUAUGCAGCCAGGAUCCCCGAACGCUAUUUCCCCGGCAAAUGCGACAUCUGGUUCCAUUCUCAUCAGAUCUUUCAUGUUCUGGUCGUGGCCGCAGCGUUCAUACAUUUCUACGGGGUUUCCAACCUGCAGGAGUUCCGCUACGGCCUCGAGGGAGGAUGCACAGAUGACACUCUGCUCUGAGAGGCCUGACUGUGACUUCAAUAUACUUUUCUUUAUAGCCCCCUCCACACACACACACACACGCGCGUACAGACACAUACACACAAAUACGCACACACAAAAUGCUGCUGGAAUUGAAUAUAGUCUCUUAUUGCUCCUUCUGUACUUCUGAUUUGCUAAUAUCUCGUUUGGGUUUUAGUGGUAUUUCUGCUUUGGCUCUUUUUUGCUCCAAUAAAGUAGCAUUAACUAGCCAUUGUGCUAUGGAGGGAACAGGCACUAGUCGUUACUACAAUAAUUAUGAACCUUGGGGUCAGCAUUUUUGUAAAAAAAAAAAAAAAAGAAAGAAAGAAAGAAAAGAAAAUACUGGAUUUUAACCAAACCAAUAUUCUCUUCUUAGAAGCUCGCUAGUACCCCAGCAUCUGCAAUGUCUGUUACAAUCACACAGAGGGUACAGAGUAUUAUUUGUGCUGUAGCAGAAGGCACAUACUGUAAACCAUUUCUUUUUCCCCACUCCCAUCCUCUUUCAUCUCCCAGGCAGGUUAGAGGUUGAAUGUACUGUAGAUGUGGAGGUGUAUCGUAGAGUAGUCCAGGACCGUUUUAUGCUUGAGAACUUACACAUGUCGCCAGAUAUUGUUGUUUUAUUGUUUUUUUUAACUGACACUGAUUGUUCAUCUGUCCGUUAAAAAAAAGAUUACAGCCCACAUACACCCACUCAGCAAUAAAUUAGGAGCUGUACUCCGAGAGCCUCCAACAUCUAAAUUUAUGCUGUUCAGGGUGAUUUUGUGACACACGAACAAACACAUUUACUGUAAUGUUAAUUAAUCUUUACGCCAUAUCCUGUUAAAUAAACCAAUAAAUCAAUUUCAAUCAAAAUUAAACUAAUAGUUUAGGGGAUCUACUUACUGAAUGUGUCUGGAUAAGACAAGUGAAUCAUGGGGUUGGAUAUUUCUCUUUCUUGCAAUUCUAUUCUGAAAGUUCAUGUUCAUUUGACACUUCAUUUGAAUUGAUGGAUGUCCCAAACAAUUUUCAACUAAUUUACUUUCAGAUUCUUUUAUAACACAGAAAAGCUGUUAAAGUUUGUAGCUGCUGUGGAAAAAAAUAUAUACCCGCUUAGUUCAGGUAAGACUAUAACGAGAACUACCAUGUUGUUGUGGAUUGAUCAAUCACAGCAUUUUCACUGGUCACUGGUGGUUGACUUUAAAGAGUAAAGUUCCUGGGCUACGCACAAUGUACAGAUCUGGAUCCGUUAAACUACAUUUUGGUCAACUAGAGGUUUUUGUUUUUGUUGUGUUAGAUUUCAGAUGCAGUGAGAGGUGUAAAUAAAUGCACCUCUGUGUAUACUAUUAAAUUCAAAACUUUAAAUCACCAUAUGAGGUUUAAGACGUGUUCUGUAUGAUUGAUAUAAUCUUUUAGUAUUCCUGUGCCUUAGGCCAAUGGAAAUGUUUUUGAAUAAAAUGGCCUAUCUUACCAGUCAAGGGAGCGUCAAGGAUUUCCAGAUGUUGACUUUUCUUGUUUUCCUUGCCAUAUAUAUAUAAUACACAUAUAUGUAUGUGUGUGUGUGUGUGUGUGUAUAUAUAUAUAUAUACGUACAUACAUACACACACACACACAUACGUAUAUGUGUAUAUAUACAUACAAUAGAAUCAUUAUUGAACUUACAAUUCCACUGAUAGGUUGUAUGAACUGCUGUUUAAGACUCCUUUUUCUAGAUGAACUUAUUCAAGCUUUAUUACAAAGACUAAAAUGACGUGUAUUCUUGAUUUUGUGUAAUGUCCUGUGUAGAAAAGUGAUAAAUCAUACAUUUCACUGAAAUGUAAACCUGAAUAUUUAUUAAUGGUAAUCUUGGAAAAUUAUUGUAAUAAAUUUUUUUCCACAUGUA
Messenger RNA from Mugil cephalus (flathead mullet), 3213 nucleotides. It is a transcript of the gene adipor1a, whose product is annotated as adiponectin receptor 1a. The transcript has 8 exons. Gene Ontology annotation, cellular component: plasma membrane. Gene Ontology annotation, biological process: adiponectin-activated signaling pathway. The coding region runs from base 222 to 1355 and encodes 377 amino acids. NCBI's taxonomy places the organism in Eukaryota, Metazoa, Chordata, Actinopteri, Mugiliformes, Mugilidae. The record is from RefSeq and is a predicted model, not a curated record. Gene Ontology annotation, molecular function: signaling receptor activity.